Molecule: messenger RNA, 392 nt
Organism: Schistosoma margrebowiei
Lineage: Eukaryota; Metazoa; Platyhelminthes; Trematoda; Strigeidida; Schistosomatidae
Source: the annotation of a GenBank genome assembly
GAGGAAUAUGUUCUCUUUUUCUUUUAUGAUUAUUAUAAAAACAGAAUUGAUUGAUUAUUGAUUGAAAUCCUGAAUAUGUUCUGGAGAAUAUUAAUAUCUAUUUGGUUUAUGAUAUCAUUAUUCAUUACAAAUGGAAGAAUUGAAAUAACCGCUGAACAACUUAUAAAUGCACAUGAUCUGUUUGAUAAUAUUAGUAAAACAUAUCAACAAAUGAAAGAGGAACUUGAUAAUCUAACGCAGGAGGUAAAAGUAACUGACAUCACAGGUUCUGGAAAGAAAUCGAUUUCGAAUGGAUUAUUAACUGGUACUUCAAUUGCAUUAUUCACGAUCAUAACCUUGAGAUAAGCCUGUACAAUUCUAUUUCAAUAUAAAUACAUAUAUAUGGAUCAGAA